AUGCCUCUGCCCAGCACCGAAUGCGACGUUCUCGUCGUCGGCAGCGGCAACGCAGGAUUCUCCGCCGCUCUGUCAGCCGCUGAAACGCAGUUCCCAUCCGGCCAAAAGCCAACUGUCCUGCUAAUUGACAAAUGUCCCGAAGAAUGGGUUGGAGGAAACUCCUACUUCACCGCCGGCGCCUAUCGUACAGUCCACGACGGCCUCGACGAUGUCCUCCCGCUCGUCAACAACGUCGACAGCGAAAAGGCGACCAAGAUUGACCUGGCACCUUACAGGGUUGAGAACUUUGCAAAGGACAUGGAAAACGUCUGCGCUGGACGUUCGGACAAGGAGCUCUCUCGAGCACUGAUCACGGACUCACGGUCUACCGUGAAGUGGCUUGCAGAACAUGGCAUUCGUUUCCAGCUUUCUUUCAACCGACAGGCAUAUGAAGUCAACGGGAGGAUCAAAUUCUGGGGCGGGCUGUGUCUCAAGACCGAGGACGGAGGCAAGGGUCUCAUCGCGGAUCAUCUAGCUGCGGCCAAAGCCAGUGGUGUGCUCCUCUCUUGGGGUACUGGGCUGAAAGGGGUCAAACGACAGACCGAGGGUGGGAAGCAUCGCUAUCUGGCUACGGUUGUUCACGAAGGAGUGGAGCAGGUCAUUUCAGCAAAUGCGAUUGUAUUCGCAGCAGGCGGCUUUGAGUCGAACCCACGGAUGCGCAGUCAGUAUCUUGGACCUGGGUGGGAUAUGGCAAUGGUGCGCGGGACACCGUAUAACAUGGGAGACUGCAUCGAGCUGGCUAUUCGUGAUCUCGACGCUUUGCCUGUAGGCAACUGGUCCGGGUGCCAUGCUACAUGUUGGGAUGCAAAUGCGGAUCCGUCAGUCGGUGACCGCGAGGCAUCCAACGAGCACACCAAGUCCGGAUACCCCCUGGGCCUCAUGAUCAAUGUCGAAGGAAAUCGGUUCGUUGACGAAGGUGUUGCAAUGAGAAACUACACGUAUGCCAAGUUUGGCCGUGCCAUCCUCCAACAGCCGGAUCACGUCGCAUUCCAGAUUUGGGACGCCCGAACGACACCAUGGUUACGAUCUGAAGAGUAUCGCCCGGAGAGACUCAAGGAAAAUCGCUUCGAGGCGGCAACGAUUGAAGAGCUCGCAGACAUCUUAUCUUCGAAUGGACUCAAAGAUCGUGAAAAGUUCCUCAGCACUUUGCACGAGUACAACUCUGUAGUAUAUGCGUUUCAGCAGGAAAACCCAUCGGCAAAGUGGGAUCCUUCUGUUCUGGACGGUGUUUCGACACAAUCAUCGACGAAGCAACUGCCAUUGGCCAAGUCGAAUUGGGCACUUCCUGUUGAUAAGGGUCCGUUUCUUGCUGUCAAGGUGACUUGCGGGGUUACGUUCACAUUUGGCGGACUCAAAGUGGACGCUGAGAAUGCGCAGCUAAUCAGUGCCACGACAAGGAAACCCAUCCCAGGAUUGUUUUGCGUUGGUGAGAUGAUGGGAGGCCUGUUUUACCAGAACUAUCCAGGAGGUAGUGGGCUGACUUCGGGUGCUGUCUUUGGUCGGAGGGCAGGCAAAGCUGCCGCGGUGAGCGGCGGGGAGGUUUGA
Colletotrichum chrysophilum is the source of this 1584-nucleotide messenger RNA. RefSeq lists its product as uncharacterized. The transcript has a single exon. The record is from RefSeq and is a predicted model, not a curated record. Bases 1 to 1584 code for a protein of 527 amino acids. NCBI's taxonomy places the organism in Eukaryota, Fungi, Ascomycota, Sordariomycetes, Glomerellales, Glomerellaceae.